UGAGCACACCAGUCAAAUGCGUCUAUCUCUCUCCUGUGUGUGUCUGUGAAUUUUCUCUCUCUAAACCCGCCUUUCCCUUUUCAAAAACCACACUCCUCUAAUCAAAAAACGUAAAACUCGAUAGAUACAAAAACCAAACCAGACCAAAAACCCUUGACAAUCUCUGAAAAUGGAGUUCGAAGAAGACCCAGUUGGUUUCUUCAUGAGUCUCGAUUGUUGGCCUCUAUCUCCGCCGACCCAAGACGAAGACGACAACAACGAAGACUCCUCUUCUUCUUCUCAGUCUUCCUCCGAGACCUUCAUGAUUGGUUUCUUAAUCGUCAACAUCGUCGGUCUACAACACUACUCCGGCACGAUCAGUGGCCGAGAAAUGGUGGGUCUGGUUCGCGAACCCCUCAAUCCUUUCGACGAGAACGCAAUCAAAGUGCUCAACACUCGGACCAUUCAAGUGGGUCACAUCGAACGCUCCGUAGCCAGGGUCCUCGCGCCUUUGAUCGAUCAGAAUUUGAUAUCUGUUGAAGGAAUCGUCCCCAACACUCCCGGAAGAGGCAACCGGUACAAGAUUCCCGUACAAAUUCACAUUUUUGCUCACCAGGAGGCAUUUUCCCGAGUCAAAUCGGAGAUUUUGCGAGGUGGGUUGCAGUUGAUUUCGAACGAGGAUGCGUCUUUUACUCUAUCUGAAUCGGUUGUGGUCAAGGAGAAGAGGAGCAUUAAGGAUGGGAAGAGUUUGGAUGAUAUAUUCAAAUUGGUGGAUGAGAAUGUGAGUAAAAAGUCUGCAAUGGAGGCUUUGGAGCCACCCAAAGAUGUUAUCAAAUCGGAUCUUUUUUUGCAUCAGAAGGAAGGUUUGGGGUGGUUGGUUCACAGGGAGAAUUCCUGCGAAUUGCCACCUUUUUGGGAAGAGAAAGAUGGGGCUUAUGUCAAUGUGUUGACUAACUAUCAGACCCAAAUGCGUCCCGAACCAAUGCGCGGUGGAAUCUUCGCGGACGACAUGGGAUUGGGUAAAACUCUCACUUUGCUUUCUUUGAUUGCUUUUGAUAAGUUUGGUGCCAUUCGGUCUUCAAUUGAUAGUGGUAGAGUAGAUACAGAACGAAGUGAGGAAUUAGAUGAAGAGAAUGCUAGACUGGCUGUUUCGGGUAGUAAGAAGGCGAAAAGGGGGAGUAAAAAUGAUACUAAUUCACGGAAGAAAAAAAGAACUGAAGAUAGCCAUUGGAAUAAAUUGGUGAAAGGAAAAUCUGUGGAUGGAUUAGAUAGAUAUGGUGGUGCUUCAUGUGUGAAAUCGACAUUGAUUGUGUGUCCACCAUCUGUAUUUGCAACGUGGGUAACACAAUUAAGAGAGCACACAAGACCAGGAAGGUUGAAGGUGUAUAUGUAUUAUGGAGAACGGACUCAGGAUGCGGAGGAGCUUCAGAAGUAUGAUAUAGUUUUGACAACUUAUAGUACUCUAGCCAGUGAAGAACAUUGGUCAGGAACACCUAUGAAGAAGAUAGAGUGGUGGCGAGUCAUUUUGGACGAGGCACAUGUGAUUAAGAAUGUCAAUGCUCAGCAAAGCCGUGCUGUCACUAGCCUGAAUGCUAAGAGGAGGUGGGUUGUUACGGGGACACCCAUACAAAAUGGGUCAUUGGACUUGUUCUCACUCAUGGCAUUUUUGAGGUUUGAGCCAUUCUCGAUUAAAAGCUAUUGGAAUAGCUUGGUUCAGAGGCCGCUUGCUCAGGGUAAAGUCAAAGGGCUCUCGCGGUUGCAGGUUCUAAUGGCAACCAUUUCUUUGAGGAGAACAAAAGAUAAGGAUUUAAUUGGAUUGCCACCUAAAACUAUUGAGAUUUGUUUUGUGGAGCUUUCUGCUGAAGAACGUGAGUUGUAUGAUCAGAUGGAAAAUGAAGCCAAGAGUGUUAUUGAGAACUAUAUCCAUGCUAAUAGUGUGACUAGCAAUUACUCAACUGUGCUUAGCCUACUUUUACGGCUUCGUCAAAUUUGUACAGAUAUAGCCUUGUGCCCGGCAGAUUUGAGAUCAUUUUUUCCAUCUAACAAUAUUGAAGAUGUAUCCAACAAUCCCGAACUGCUGAGAAAGAUGGUUUCUUUGCUGCAAGAUGGAGAGGACUUGGACUGCCCAAUUUGUAUUUCUCCACCAAAUGAUAUUGUUAUUACAUGUUGUGCUCACAUCUUUUGUCGAUCCUGCAUCUUAAAAACCCUCAAACGGACUAAACCCUGCUGCCCAUUAUGCCGCCGUUCAUUGUCAGAGUCUGACCUCUUCUCCUCCUCACUGGAAUCCUCUGACACAGACAACCCCAAAGUUUCCUGUUCUAGUACAUCUUCCAAGGUGUCUGCUCUCUUAAAACUUCUUUCAGCAUCAAGGGAUCAAAACCCAACUACAAAAUCAGUUGUUUUCUCACAAUUCCGGAAAAUGUUGAUUUUGCUUGAAGAGCCGCUAAAAGCAGCUGGUUUUAAGAUUCUGCGCUUGGAUGGCUCGAUGAAUGCAAAAAGGAGGGCUCAGAUAAUACAAGAAUUUGAAGUCCCAGCACCAGAUGGACCUACAAUUUUACUGGCAAGUCUAAAAGCUUCAGGUGCUGGAAUAAAUCUUACAGCUGCUUCUCGGGUCUACUUGCUGGAGCCAUGGUGGAACCCGGCAGUUGAGGAGCAGGCUAUGGACCGGGUCCACCGGAUUGGGCAGAAGGAGGAUGUGAAGAUUGUGAGGGUGAUUGCUCGAAAUAGCAUUGAAGAGAGGAUAUUGGAAUUGCAAGAGAAAAAGAAGACACUUGCUAGAGAAGCUUUUGGUGGGAGAGACCCAAAGGAUAGGAAGGAGAUUAGCAUAGAUGAUCUCCGAACUCUCAUGUCCUUGUGAGUUACUCUUACUCUUACACCACAUUUUUGUUGACAUGCAUGUUACUUUUGCUUACACUUGUAUGUAAAUAUUUUGUACACACUUGAAGCUUUUGUACUUUUUUGUUUGUGGAUGCAUGCACAACCACCCAUGCAUACAAAUAUUUAGCACAUGCAUAAGAUAAAAUCUCCUUUUGAACUUUUCCAUUGUCUUUUAUCAUCUGUGGGAAAGAAUGAAUGUAAGAAAAUGAACAUGCUUAUUCCGUCCCUUUUUGUUUUAUACUGUUGGGGCAAGAAUUGAGUACGAGAAAUGGAAAUUGGGUAGUAUAUUUUCGUGGUGAAUGAUGGGAUUUUUAGGCCCUUCAGAGUUUUAUUUUCUUUUUUCAUGAUCAAACAUCAUCUUCACUCGGUGCUGUCUAUUUGAAAGCCUUCAGGAGGGAGACUGUUGCUUGGUUGCAACACAUUGAAUAAGAAGCCUAUAGCCUCACUUUUUGUUCA
This is a messenger RNA of Camellia sinensis, 3312 nucleotides long. NCBI's taxonomy places the organism in Eukaryota, Viridiplantae, Streptophyta, Magnoliopsida, Ericales, Theaceae. The record is from RefSeq and is a predicted model, not a curated record.